Molecule: messenger RNA, 384 nt
Organism: Brassica oleracea var. oleracea
Lineage: Eukaryota; Viridiplantae; Streptophyta; Magnoliopsida; Brassicales; Brassicaceae
Product: peptidyl-prolyl cis-trans isomerase FKBP12-like
Exons: 5
Coding region: 1-384 (127 amino acids)
Molecular function (GO): peptidyl-prolyl cis-trans isomerase activity
Source: RefSeq, a predicted model, not a curated record
AUGGUAGUGGUGGUUGAGGUAGUGGUGCUGGUGGGCCAUGACUUUGCUCUCCUUCUUCCCCGACUUCGCUCUUCUUCAAUUUCUCCCAAUUCGCAGCGAGAGAGAGAUGGUGCCGCCGGCAACGGAGCGGAGAAACAAAUCAUCAGACCCGGGACCGGUCCCAAACGUGCUCCGGAUCAAACCGUCACCGUUCACUGCACCGGAUUCGGGAAAGGUGGUGAUCUAUCCCAGCAGUUCUGGAGUACAAAGGACGCUGGGCAAAAGCCUUUCUCCUUCAUAGUCGGUAAAGGUGCUGUCAUCAAAGGCGUUAUCGGAAUGCAAAUUGGAGAGGUUGCUCGCUUACGGGUAUGUAGACUGCUCUUCUCAUCAUGCAAACAUAUUUGA